AGCACGCGGUACCAGCUUCUCUUACUGCAACUCUACUUUGUCCUCAAUCCCUUUUCUUUAUUGAUGGAUUCUGAAGAUGUCCCAUCAGCCCCUUCAACGCCAGUUACUCCAGGGACUCCUGGAGCUCCCCUUUUUGGUGGGAUCAAGCCUGAGAGGAGUGGCAAUGGCAGAAGAUCGCUUCUUAGUAGCUGCAAGUGCUUCAUGGUUGAAGCAUGGGCCUUGGAAGAAGGUACCUUACCCUCUGUCUCCUGCGCAUUGCCGCCUCCUCCCGUCUCACUUGCAAGAAAGGUGGGAGCUGAGUUUAUAGGCACUCUGAUACUGAUCUUUUCAGGGACAGCCACGGCCAUAGUAAAUCAAAAGACUCAAGGCUCAGAGACUCUUAUAGGCCUAUCAGCAUCCACCGGACUCGCUGUUAUGAUUGUGAUUCUUGCCACAGGCCAUAUUUCAGGAGCCCAUAUCAAUCCAGCAGUCACCAUUGCCUUUGCUGCUCUCAAGCACUUUCCUUGGAAGCAUGUUCCAGCAUACAUAGCAGCACAAGUAUUGGCAUCAUUAUCUGCUGCAUUUAUACUCAAGGGAAUUUUCCAUCCUAUUAUGAGCGGGGGAGUAACUAUUCCAUCAGGAGAGUAUGGCCAAGCUUUUGCUUUAGAAUUCAUCAUUGGCUUCAAUCUCAUGUUUGUUGUUACUGCUGUGGCCACUGACACCAGAGCUGUGGGGGAGCUUGCAGGAAUUGCAGUGGGAGCUACAGUCAUGCUCAACAUACUCAUAGCUGGGGAGUCAACGGGAGCGUCGAUGAAUCCAGUGAGAACUCUGGGUCCAGCUGUAGCAGCAAACAACUUCAAAGGCAUAUGGAUUUACCUGACUGCACCCGUACUUGGGGCACUGGCUGGUGCAGGUACUUACUCUGCUGUCAAGUUACCUGAUGAUGAUGCCAACCCUCAAAACAUGUCAUCAGCAGCACCCAGCUUCAGAAGGUGAACCAUGAUCGAUAGUGAUACACUCCGCUAGCUGGGGAACCAUUGCACAAAUUUGGCUCGUUGUCUCUAAGUUAACUGUACAGGCUUGGCACGAACUUUGGACGUGUUUUUUUUUUCCGUAUUUUUCCCCCCCUUCUUUUUCUCAAUUUCUGUUGCUUGUUGGUUUAGAGACUGAAUGGAUAUGCAAAACCAAGCCGUUGAAUGAA
Coffea eugenioides is the source of this 1180-nucleotide messenger RNA. Its product is annotated as aquaporin NIP6-1. Gene Ontology annotation, molecular function: channel activity. Gene Ontology annotation, cellular component: membrane. The record is from RefSeq and is a predicted model, not a curated record. Gene Ontology annotation, biological process: transmembrane transport. The coding region runs from base 64 to 975 and encodes 303 amino acids. The transcript is spliced from 5 exons. Lineage: Eukaryota; Viridiplantae; Streptophyta; Magnoliopsida; Gentianales; Rubiaceae.